AUGCAAGAAAUCCACAUCGACCUAUUCUUCAAUGUUUUAAAGGGAAGCGCACUUGCGCUUUUGGUUAUUUGGACUAUUGCUGCCAAUACGCUUGUGUUUGUCGUACUCUAUAAAAAUCCACAUCUCCAAACUGUACCUAAUCUACUGGUUGCCAAUCUCGCUUUCAGUGAUCUGUGCCUUGGAGUCAUCGUGCUGCCUCUGUCAUCGAUCUAUGCGAUCGCAAAUGAAUGGCUUUUCACAUCGACGCUUUGCGUCGUUUUUGUAUCAGCAGAUAUCUUGUGCUCCACAGCUUCUAUCUGGAAUUUAUCCAUUGUUGGUCUAGAUCGUUAUUGGGCUAUAACUACUCCAAUGACUUACAUGGCUAAGCGCAAUAAACGUACAGCAAUUUUUCUAAUUUUAUAUUUCUUGAACCCAAGGCUGGAAAUUACCGAAUUCACAAGUACAGCCUAUGCAACUUCCCGGAUCCUCUACAAGUUCGAAAUUCAUGAGGCAAAAGAAUAUAGGUUGACGAAAGUCAGGCGGACUAAUAAAGUUGCGGAACGAGGUAACAUGAUAAGAAUGAACGGUACGUGGCAAUGCGUAUUUUUGGAUUUACCGUCAUAUACUAUUUACAGUGCAACCGGAUCAUUUUUUAUACCUUUAUUUGUUAUGUUCUUUGUAUACUAUAAAAUUUAUCAGACAUUUGCUAAACAUCGUGCUCGUCAACUAUACAGACAACAGGUAAUUAAGAAGCAUAUUGAAUCAACGAUUUUACAUGAACUGAGUCAUGUUUUACUUACCGACGAUAAAUUUGCUGAAGAAAUGGAGGAAAAUGAAGAAAAAGAAAGCAAUUCCACUCCGAAUGUUUGCAAAGAACAGUUUGUUCGACCAAUAUGCAAGGAAUGUAAAGAAUGCGUUGGUGACGCAACAAACAAAUUCAGUCCUGGAAAAAUGCGCAUCAUCAGAAUUGAUGCCGAAUCAAGAAAACGGAAAUUUAUGGGAGGUACAAAAUGUCAUGAAGACCGGGGAAGAGCAACAAUAAUAGCAGAAGUGGCAGCGAGAAUCACCAAAACAAAUAGUGAUACUACGAUUGUAUUCCAAAAUAACACAACGAAAUCAGUGAAAUGCUGCCAUUGCGGUAAAACCGGCGUAGGCAAAAUGCAUUUGGUACAAUCUUCUAAAACGGCAUUAAGCCAAAACGCAUUUUACAAGAGGCGACAUCACCUGAAAAGACAAAAAAAUGCGCGAGUUGUUUUGCAACAUAAACCAAAAAAUAUUUCGACCGCCAAAGAACGUCGAGGUGUGAAAGUUUUCGGUAUUAUUUUAGGUUGUUUUGCAAUUUGUUGGACACCGUUUUUCAUAAUGUAUGUAGUGGUGCAGUUCUGUUCAUCGUGUCAAAUUGAUCCGCACAUAUGGAUGUUCAUCACUUGGUUAGGGUACAGCAAUUCGGCAAUGAAUCCAAUCAUUUAUACGGUUUUCAAUCACGAUUAUCAGAACGCUCUGAAGGGGCUACUUCGCAGAAGUAAGCAACAAACAGUGCAUGUUAAGCGAUAA
This is a messenger RNA of Loa loa (African eye worm), 1533 nucleotides long. RefSeq names its product TYRA-2 protein. The coding region runs from base 1 to 1533 and encodes 510 amino acids. Gene Ontology annotation, molecular function: G protein-coupled amine receptor activity. Lineage: Eukaryota; Metazoa; Nematoda; Chromadorea; Rhabditida; Onchocercidae. Gene Ontology annotation, biological process: adenylate cyclase-activating adrenergic receptor signaling pathway. Gene Ontology annotation, cellular component: membrane. The record is from RefSeq and is a predicted model, not a curated record. The transcript has 11 exons.